AUGGAGAGGUCUGAGGACUGUGGGUCAGAUAGUGAAUCCGACUCAGGGGUGGAGAUGGACAAUGUGUCUGAUCCUGGAGUUGGAAGUGUUAACACAAUGCCAGAAGAAUCCUCAAAUGAGUCCAUAAGGUUCAUUUGUCCUGGUGAAGCUUGUCCCUGUAUCUUACGUUGCAGCCGAUUGGGAGAAACUGAUGGUGUGGAAGGAGUGGAUAAGAUGUUCAAAGAAACCGUUGAGGCAGUGAGAGAAAUCACAGAGAAACAUCAUGACCAUGGGUACUAUCUUCAGUUGGUGAGGAGAGAGCCAGGAUUUGAAUUCUUCUUGAAGGACUCAGAAAAGUUCCUCCCUGGUGUGACUCUGUUCGCCCAGGAGAACAAUCUGACUGUGGUCACUGAGUUUUUCCUCUUAGGCUUUCAAGUCAGCCAAGAUUUAAGAAUUCUCCUGUUCUGUCUUCUCCUGGUGGUUUACUGUGGGACAAUAUGUGGGAACUUAUUGAUCAUCGUCCUAGUGUCCACCAGCAGAAAUCUCCACACUCCAAUGUACUUCUUCAUCUCACAACUGUCCAUCAGUGACAUCAUAUUGACCACAGACAUUGUCCCCAACCUGCUCUACAUCCUACUGAAUAAUGGGGCGAACAUUACUUUUAUAGACUGCUUCACUCAGUUUUAUUUUUUUGCUGCUGCAGAAAGUUUUGAAUGUUUUCUUCUCACUUUGAUGUCUUAUGACAGAUAUGUGGCCAUCUGUAAUCCCCUCCGUUAUACUUCUAUCAUGACAAAUCAACAUUGUGUGAUUUUGACAAUCAUGUGUUGGUUGCUUGGGAUUUCUAGUGUUUUGCUUUACAUCAUAACAAUUGCAAAGCUAAAUUUUUGUGGCCUAAACGUCAUUGACCAUGUUUUCUGUGAUCUUAUUCCCUUGCUAGAGCUUCCAUGUUCUGACACCUUCUUUAUUCAUUUGGAGAUGUAUUUACUAAGUGUUGUAACUGUAUUUAUACCAACCACAAUCAUUGUAGUGUCUUAUACGUACAUUGUUAACUCAGUCUUAAAGAUCCCAUCCAGUACUGGUAGACAGAAAGCCUUCUCCACUUGUAGCUCCCACCUUAUUGUGGUCUCCAUAUUCUACUGGACUAUGUUCAGUGUUUACGUCGCCCCAACAAAAGGCCUAACGCUCUCCAUAAGUAAAAUCCUAUCCCUUCUAUAUACUGUCUUUACUCCUUUUAUAAACCCCAUUAUAUACAGCCUGAGAAAUAAAGACAUUAGGAAAGCCGUACAGGAAAUAUCUCAUAAGUUUGUUUAA
Molecule: messenger RNA, 1290 nt
Organism: Bufo gargarizans (Asiatic toad)
Lineage: Eukaryota; Metazoa; Chordata; Amphibia; Anura; Bufonidae
Product: olfactory receptor 1496-like
Exons: 5
Coding region: 1-1290 (429 amino acids)
Biological process (GO): G protein-coupled receptor signaling pathway
Cellular component (GO): membrane
Molecular function (GO): G protein-coupled receptor activity; olfactory receptor activity
Source: RefSeq, a predicted model, not a curated record